UUUUAGCUAUAAAUUUCAACUACGUUCCCAUGAACGUGUUUUUGAGGUUUUUUUGAGUUGAGUAAUUUAAAAAAAAAGUACUUUCACGGAAAAUUUGCUCUUUCUUUUGUUUACGGAAAGAACUGAUGACUAAGUUGUAUUUUAUUUGAAAUAACGUUUGAGUCACAAUCUGCUGGACAAUCAAAAUUUGUUUUUUGUGUUUCUAAUCUUCCCAAGCAAGAGUCGUAUGACUUUGCCGUACACCGAUAAUGGUACGUGAACGCAUCCUCAGCCUCUUCGCAGUGACGCUGAAUCAUAAGCAGAGGAUGGCGGGCCUGUGGCGGUCCUACCAGGCCCUUAUGACAAGACGCCCCUGGACGGUGCAGAUUGUGACUGCUGGUUCUCUGGUAGGCAUCGGCGAUGUCAUCUCGCAGCAGCUGAUUGAGCGACGUGGACUCGCUCAACACGACGUGCGCCGGACCACUAAAAUGAUGAGCAUUGGAUUCUUCUUUGUGGGUCCAGUCGUAGGUAGCUGGUACAAAGUUCUGGACCGCUUGGUGGUCGGAGGAAGUAAAAGUGCGGCUAUGAAGAAAAUGAUGAUUGAUCAGUUGUGCUUCGCUCCUUGUUUCUUGGGCGCCUUCCUGGCUUUGUCGGGGGUUCUGAAUGGGCUGAGCGCGGAGCAGAAUGUCGCCAAGCUACGUCGGGACUACACAGAUGCACUAAUUUCCAAUUAUUAUCUAUGGCCGCCAGUGCAGAUGGCCAACUUCUACUUCAUCCCGCUGCAACACAGGUUGGCUGUCGUGCAAAUGGUCGCCGUGGCGUGGAAUUCUUACUUGACGUGGAAGGCCAACGCCUUGUGAGCCAGUACCGACAUAGAUUUCAUUAGGUUUGCCGAUUAUUCUUGUUGUUCAAAUGGACUCACUGUCGAAUGACAAAAAAUCGUGACACUCACGCACUCGUGUCGUUAAUUAACAGUGUUACAAUUUACAUUUGUUACCAGAUUUGUGAUAUUUCCUGUUUAAGACAUGUUUUGAAAAAGUGGUCACUAUGAAUAAAUACAUAUUUUCCAUCUUUAA
Messenger RNA from Corythoichthys intestinalis (scribbled pipefish), 1055 nucleotides. RefSeq names its product mitochondrial inner membrane protein MPV17 (gene mpv17). Lineage: Eukaryota; Metazoa; Chordata; Actinopteri; Syngnathiformes; Syngnathidae. The transcript is spliced from 8 exons. Gene Ontology annotation, biological process: cellular response to reactive oxygen species. The record is from RefSeq and is a predicted model, not a curated record. Gene Ontology annotation, cellular component: cytoplasm; membrane; mitochondrion. Bases 249 to 839 code for a protein of 196 amino acids.